Messenger RNA from Pseudonaja textilis, 2306 nucleotides. The record is from RefSeq and is a predicted model, not a curated record. Lineage: Eukaryota; Metazoa; Chordata; Lepidosauria; Squamata; Elapidae.
AUGGGGGGAGAUCCAAGAAUGGGGCAGGGGGGCGGAGAGAAGGAAGCCUAAAGGAACUACUUGCUCACAUCUUCAGAUUCUGAGGCUGGAAGGAUCUUUGGAGAGCCAGGCGAAGAGCCAACGAAGACCAGUUGCCCGGCGGUGUCAGUGGCUGGAAGAUCCCUUCUGAGCCUGUCAGAGGAGAAGAAAUAGGAAGGGCCCCAGGUUCUGAGGUCCUUCCAUGGAUGGUGAGUAAUUGGGUGGAUCACACAAAUCUUUCUCCUGAUCUGUCUUUCAGAGGGAUUCCCAAGGAUAGAAGUCAAGGUGUGGAUUCCUCACUAGUAGACAAAAUGGAGUCACCGUUGUUCACUGAAUCAUCUCCUCCUUUUGGUGAAGCUGAAAGAGCCGCUGGAUUCCUGAUUCAGGGUCCUGUGUCCUUUGGGGAGGUGGCCAUCCAUUUCAACAAUGAAGAGUGGUUGCUGCUUGAUCCCAGCCAGAAAGCCCUGUAUCAAGAAGUCAUGUUGGAAACGUCUAGGAUGGUGGCCUCUUUAGCAUUUGAUGCGCAGAAGAAGGAGAAUGACCAAGAGCCAAAUUUAAUGCCAUUGCAAAUAAUCAAAACUGAAAUUCCUGAGGAGACAUCUACAAAUAAGUGGGGAAGGAGGAAACCUGAAAAGAAGCACAAUUGGAGUGAAAACUCUAUUCUUGAAUGUGUGGAAAUGGAUCAUUUCCUGACCCAACAUGAUUCCAAAGAAUAUACGGGGAAAUGUCAAAGUAGAAAAAUAUUCAAAGCAAACCCCGAUGUUAGUAACCACUGCAAAACUGGAAAAAGCUCCAGUAGUAAUAAUCUUACUUCACAUAAAAUGAUCCAGGCAAGGGAGAAGCCCUACAACGAUGUGAACCGUGGAAAAAGUAUUGGAUGGAGAGGUAAUUUAACUUCUUAUAAAAAGAUCCACACCAGAGAAAAACAGUAUAAGUGCCUAGAUUGUGGAAAGAGCUUGAGGCACAGAGUGUGCCUAAAAUAUCACAAAAGGAUCCACAUAGGAGAAAAACCCUAUAAAUGCAGGGAGUGUGGAAAGAGCUUCAGUGUAAAGAGGUUUCUUACUUCUCAUAAACUGGUCCACACAGGAGAAAAACCAUAUGAAUGUAUUGAGUGUGGGAAGAGCUAUAAAAACAGCAGUUACCUGAUCAUCCAUAAACGGGUACACACGGGAGAGAAACCCUUUAAAUGCAUGGAGUGUGGAAAGAGCUUCAGUGUAAAGUGUGCUCUCACUUCUCAUAAACUGAUCCACACAGGAGAAAAACCCUAUAAAUGCCUGGACUGUGGAAAGAGCUUCAGGCAAAGCGGUAACCUUAUUUCCCAUAAACGUGUCCACACAGGAGAAAAACCCUAUAAAUGCAUGGAGUGUGGAAAGAGCUUCAGGGGAAACAGUGCACUUAAUUAUCAUAAACGGAUCCACACAGGAGAAAAACCCUAUAAAUGCCUAGACUGUGGGAAGGGCUUCAGCCAUAGUGGUGAGCUUGUUUCCCAUAAACGGGUCCACACAGGAGAAAAACCUUAUAAAUGCAUGGAGUGUGGAAAGAGCUAUAAAAGCAGCAGUUACCUGAUCCUCCAUAAACGGAUCCACACAGGAGAAAAACCCUACAAAUGCCUGGAGUGUGGAAAGAGCUUCAGUGUAAAGGGUGCUCUCACUUCUCAUAAACAGAUCCACACAGGAGAGAAAUCCUAUGAAUGCAUGGAGUGUGGAAAGAGCUUCAGUGUAAAGAGGUCUCUUGCUUGUCAUAAACGGAUCCACACAGGAGAAAAAUCCUAUAAAUGCAUGGAGUGUGGAAAGAGCUUCCGUGUAAAGGGUGCUCUCACUUCUCAUACACGGAUCCACACAGAAGAAAAACCCUAUAAAUGCCAAGAGUGUGGGAAGGGCUUCAGGCGAAGUUGUGACCUUGAUUCCCAUAAACAAGGAGGAUCCGUAAACAAGCUGAUCCACACAGGGAAAAAGCCCUAUAAAUGCAUGGAGUGUGGAAAGCGCUAUAAAACUAGCAUGUACCUGGACCUCCACAAACGGCUCCACAAGGGAGAGAAACCUUAUACAUGCCUAGACUGUGGGAAGACUUUCAGGCACAGUGUGUGUCUGAAAUUCCACAAAGGGAUCCAUACAAAGGCAAGGCCUUAGAAAUGUGUGGAUUGUGGAAAAAGUUUCCGUGUGAAGAGUUCCCUUACUUCCCAUAAAAGGAUGCAUACUGCAGAAAACCCCUUUAAAUGCAUAGACUAUGGGAAGAGCUUCAGCACUAGUAGUUACCUGAUAUGCCACAAAAGGAUCCAUACAGGAGAA